This is a messenger RNA of Ruditapes philippinarum (Manila clam), 3267 nucleotides long. RefSeq lists its product as uncharacterized. The record is from RefSeq and is a predicted model, not a curated record. The coding region runs from base 762 to 2882 and encodes 706 amino acids. Gene Ontology annotation, molecular function: DNA binding. Gene Ontology annotation, cellular component: nucleus. The transcript has a single exon. Lineage: Eukaryota; Metazoa; Mollusca; Bivalvia; Venerida; Veneridae.
CUUUUUUAUACAAAGGUAAUAAAAAUCAUUUAAUUCAACAUUUAAUUGAUAUUUUGAUUGACAAAUAUGUGACGUAUUCUAUUUGUUGACGUCAUGAACAUUUUUGAACCACACAGUCGCCAUUUUGUUGGCAUUGAUCAGUCAGGGAGUUCCGAUCCCAAAUUUUGAAAACUAUAUAAUUCGCUUCUUAUCGAAACGUGUAAGAGGCCGAACUAAGUAAAGGUUAGUUGGCUACUUCUAUUUUGUCGAAUUGUGCUAUUGUAAACUCUAUAAACACCUUUUAAAAGUUGUUUUAUACACUGGACUCUCUGCAGCGUGUUUAUAUUUAAAUUUUCCAGCCAUGGCGAGAGUGUCGAAGUUAGGAACGGAAUUUUAAGGCGGCUCGUUAUUUCGACACGUCUUUAAUUUAAACUGAUAAAUGCUGUACAACUUAAAUUUAAUUGAUCAACUGCAGAUUUAUUUUGUCUGUGAGCGAAUUUUAGUAAACAUAAGAGUCCUAAAUGCUUGUCCAUAUAAAUUGUUCUAAAGAAAUUGUAGAUAUCUUGCUUGUAAAUUUUCUUAACAGUACUUAAAAUGAGUACAUAUGUUUAAUUAGUAAUAUGUAGAUAUAAUGAGUCAUGUACAUUUAUUGAUGUAAAUAGUGAUGUAUAUCUGUUUCCAAAUAUUUUAUUUAAAGUAAAAAACACACACAUGAAAAUGAUAAAGCAUGGGUUUUUCCAUGUAUUUAAAUAUCGACCUUAUUUUAUAUUACAGUUACAACGAUGUCAAAGCAAGUAGCAGCAAAUAAAUACCGCAGAUAUUCGCCUUCGAAGUUGGUCACUGCUAUAUCUAUGGUGCAAAGCGGAGCUAUGUCGAAGAAAAAGGCGGCGAUGACAUUUGGAAUACCAAGAACAACACUGAUUGAUAAGCUUAGUGGAAAAGCACCAAUGGGUUCGAAUCCUGGUAAGCAGUGUGUACUGACAGUGGCAGAAGAACGUGUUCUUGUUGAUUACAUCAAGCUUAUGUCAUCUAUAGGUUAUCCACUAAAGCGUCAAGAACUAUGUUAUGAAGUAAAAAAGGUUUUAGAUCACGAUGGGCGGAAAACACCUUUUAAGGACAAUCUACCUGGAAAACAUUGGUAUCAAUUAUUUUCAAAACGUCACCCUGAGCUUUGUGAAAGAACUGCUAUGGCUUUAGGUCACCAGCGAUCUUUGAUUAAUUUUGAAAUGGUUGAAGGGUGGUUUAGUGGUUUAACCUCUUAUCUAAAGCAAGAGGUUUCUGACUGGAAAGCCCUUAUUAACGACCCAAGAAGAAUGUUCAAUGCCGAUGAAAGCGGAUUUCCGUUAUCUGUAACAAAUGGUAAAGUCUUAACGGAAAAGGGUGUUCGGCAUGUUUACCAAGUUUGCACAAGCAAUAAAACGCAAAUCACAGUGCUUGUGUGCUUCAACGCUUAUGGAAAUUAUGUAUCGCCUCUAAUAGUCUAUCCGGGAGAUCGAUUCCGUGACUCUGGAAUACACGAAUUUGACGAAGCUAUAUACGGACAUACGAGUAGCGGUUGGAUGGACUCAGAAUUGUUUGUGGAAUUCCUCAAACACUUGAAUGAAUUUGUUAUUAACAGAAACAUUCCAAAGCCCAUCAUGCUUCUGGUGGAUGGACACUCAACGCACAUGUCUUUCGAUGCUGCACAUUACUGCUUUUCUAAUGGCAUCAUAUUGUAUUGCCUCCUUGCAAACGCAACGCAUGUACUCCAACCUUGCGAUGUGGGCUUCUUUUCGCCUAUGAAAGCCGCAUGGAAAAAGGAAGUUAAAACAUGGCAGCUUGAAAAUCUUGGCCAGGCACUUACGAAAAAGCACUUCCCUGGGGUUUUCAAGAAAGCGUGGCUGAAAGUAGCUAAGAUUGAAAACGCGAUUCACGGGUUUCAAAAAUGUGGACUGUUUCCUUUGAAUCCAAAUAAUAUUGAUUUAACGAAAUUGAACCCGUCCAAGGCAAUUUCUCACACUAUAACAUCUGAAAGUGGUGAGCAAAUCGGUGAUGACAAAGAUGUCGCUGUCAAAGUUACCGGAGAUGCUGAAGUUGAUUCAGUUCAGCUGAACAACACAAGUGAAAUGAGUACAUCUAGCAAUAUGAUAACCUCGCUUGAUGUAACAACAGAUGACAUGAAUACAUGUAUCUCAACAGAUAAUAUGAAUACCAGCAGUCAGAUAAGCACAGACGCUGAUGAGAAAAUCAACCAUCUCCAAGGUAUUCACAAACCAACGGCAAAUAUUACCGAUAUUACCGAUAUCAGUAGUGGGAAUCAAGCACCAGGUCCGUCAUAUGUCAAACAAUCUAGAGACACGGUGUCAGAAUCAUUUUCUUUGCUUGCUGUACCAGAAGUUAAGAAGAAGCGAUCAGCUAACACUCUACGGAAAAGGCUACCUAAAGCAUUAUCGGGCAAAGAAGCGCUAAGAAUGCUGCAAGAAAAAGAAAAUGCUAAAAAGGCUGAUGAAUUGGCUAAACAGAAACGUAAAGAAGAGAGAGAAGCAAAAAAGGCAAAGAAACUUGAAGAAAAAGAACUCAAACGAAUCCAACGAGAAGAAAACAAAAAGAAAAGAGUGCAGUCACGAUUAGUUAAACAUAAUCAAUCACAUAACAAGAAGCGGUCCAAGACCAAUGAAUCUGAAUCUUCUGAGUCAUCUGAAGACGACUUUGAAAAUCCACUGAUUAUGGAUUCAGAUGAUGACUGCAACGAAGAGCUAAUCUGCCCUGGAUGUCAAUCCGAUGAAGGGAGCAGCGAGGAAUGGAUCCGUUGUACUGCUUGUUCCCGUCGUUGGCAUAUCACGUGCACUGGUGACGCCGUAUUGUUUGAAAUCCCGACUUCACAGAUUAACAAUUAUCCGUUUCACUGUGAAUUCUGUGUAUAGAAUAUAUUAAAGUAUGCACAUUUAAAACAGAAAAAACAGCUAGCAUUGCUCGACUGGUCAAACAAAUAAGUUUAAUAGUUCGUUCACAUGAUGUUAGGGCCGUUAAAUUUUAAUAAAAGAGUUGGAAUUCAUUAUGUUUAUGUUUUUUUUAAAACACAAUAUGGGUGUCGAAUUUAGGGUCACCGUGUCGGAAUAACGGACUCAGAAGGAAUUAGAUUAGUAAUGUGUUACAUCACAUACUUUAGGUUUAUUUAAGAAGUUGUAUUUACAAAAAGAACCUAAAAUGAAGGACACUUUACAUUGCGGUGUCGAAAUAAGGAUAUGUAUAAAAUUAUACAAUUAUCACGAAUUUUUAUCUUAAGGUGUCGAAAUAUGGAUACUUUAC